Molecule: messenger RNA, 4544 nt
Organism: Betta splendens (Siamese fighting fish)
Lineage: Eukaryota; Metazoa; Chordata; Actinopteri; Anabantiformes; Osphronemidae
Product: probable G-protein coupled receptor 153
Exons: 6
Coding region: 688-2730 (680 amino acids)
Biological process (GO): G protein-coupled receptor signaling pathway
Cellular component (GO): membrane
Molecular function (GO): G protein-coupled receptor activity
Source: RefSeq, a predicted model, not a curated record
GUUAACUCCCACGGCCGCCGAGCGUCUGCGCCGCGAGCGCGCCUGUGCGGUCGGGCGCGCGCAUCAGUCAUGCCUCAUCCGUCGCUCGCUGCCGCGGCGCUGCUGGGACGCGGAGGGAGAAAUUCGCCUCGCACCCCGAAUCGCCCGCUCUCGCAGGGCCGCCGCCGCACGACCGCUCGCCUCGUGGCGAGGACGCUGCAAUUUUAAACCGAAACUCGUCAAUAAUUCGCCGCUUCCCUCCCGUCGGCGAGACAAAGGGGGCAGCGCGGCGCAGCACGCGCGCGGGGAGUACAGCUGUGGCGAUGUGCCGUUUCGGGGCUCAUCCAUUAUUUCGCAGGUCAUUCCUUUAAGUUGCUCGGUUCGAGGACGUAAAUGCUGGGAAGCCACUUUAACGGAGCCGAACUGAUGUGACUCAAUGACUCAUUUCCCGGAGCAGCUCGGAGCCUAAACGUCUCGUCAAAGCUCUGCUCUUCUAACGGACCGGAGCCGGCGCUGUGUCCCCGCGGUGGCCAUCAUGGAGUGUUCACGCCCACCCAGAUAGGAUGCCUGCCUCCCCCCGCUCUCUGCCUCCCCUCCUGCCCAUCACCACCACCACCACCACCACCACCUCCUCCGCGUCCCGGUGUCCGCCUGCUCUCGCCAGCUGCUCCUUCCGGCGCCCCAGCCUCCGCCCCGUCCCGCUGCGCCAUGGUGGAUGAGGUGACCACCAUGAAGGAUGACAUCAUCAACGCCAACACGCUGGCUUGGCUGGUCUGCUCCGGCGUGUCCAUCCUGGCCAACACGUGGAGCAUCCUCAGUGUCAGCGCCAAGCAGAAGAAGUGGAAGCCGCUGGAGUUCCUCAUCUGCACGCUGGCCGGCACGCACAUCCUCAACAUGGCCAUCCCCAUCACCAUGUACUGCGUCAUAACGCUCCGCCGCCAGUACUCCACCUACGAGUGGAACGAGGGGCUGUGCAAGGUGUUCGUCUCCACCUUCUACACGCUGACGUUGGUCACCUGCUUCUCGGUCACCUCGCUGUCUUAUCAUCGCAUGUGGAUGGUGCGCUGGCCCGUUAACUACCGGUUGAGUAACACCAAGAAGCAGGCGGUGCACACAGUGAUGGGCAUCUGGAUGGUGUCCUUCAUCCUUUCUACGCUCCCGGCGGUGGGAUGGCACGACACCAUCGACCGCUUCUACACGUCUGACUGCAGAUUCAUCGUCACGGAGAUCGGCCUGGGCUUCGGCGUGUGCUUCCUGCUGCUGAUCGGUGGCAGCGUGGCCAUGGGCGUGAUCUGCAUCGGCAUCGCCCUCUUCCAGACGUUCUCCAUUCAGGCCGGCCACAACGCCGACAAGAACAAGUUCAACGUCCCCACCAUCGUUGUGGAGGACGCGCAGGGGAAGCGGCGGUCGUCCAUCGACGGAUCGGAGCCUCUUAAGACAUCGCUGCAGAUCACCUACCUGAUCAGCGGCAUCGUCUUCAUCUACGACUUCCUCACGGGCUUUCCCAUCCUGGUGGUGAGCUUCACCAGUCUGAAGUUUGACCGCUCCUACAACUGGAUGGUGCUGUGUGUGCUGUGGUGCUCCAUUGCCCAGUCCAUCCUGCUGCCCAUGUUCCUCUGGGCUUGUGACCGCUAUCGGGCCGACAUCCGCAUGGUGUGGGAAAAGUGUGUGGCCAUCAUGUCCAACGAUGACGUGGAUGAGGAAAACAGCCAAGAUGGAGGAAUUCAUGCCGACUUAAUAUAUGACAGACCAUAUGACUAUAGCUCGGCGCCUGAAAUCGUGACGGUAGACCGUAAUGCCAAGUAUGAAUUCUCAACCUUAGAAAGGGGGGUUCUGCAAGGGUAUCCAUUGAGAGAACAACAGGAAGAUAAAAUGCAGUAUUUGCAGGUGCCCCCUACAAGAAGAUACUCCCACGACGAAACCGACAUGUGGACCAGCGACCGGAUCCCCUCAUACCUUCACCGAUGGGGCUCCACAGAGGACAUGAUAGUGAGUGCCCACUACAGCUGCACCUUGCCGCGCCACGAGAGGCGCAGGAACAGCCUGGUCUCCUACCACGAGGAGAGCCACCAUCACCAUCACCCCCAUCGCAAGCGGCGGCGCUCUGAGGACAGCAUGCACGCCCUCAAACACCUGCCGCGCGUGGUCUGCGGCGGGGAGCUCUACGAGGACGAACUGCGGUGCUUCAGCCGCGACGAGGUCAUCAACUUCAUCGACGAGACGCCGCUGCCGAGCCCCCGGAAGAGCCCCCGCCGCGUCUCCGCGGUUUCGCUCGUUCCUCACGUGUACGAGCAGCACGCGGUGCUGCUCCCCCAUUUCCCGCUCACGGACUUUGAGCGCGAGCCGCAGGUGCUCAGGCGGCACUCGGAGCACAGGCGGAGCAGCAGUCGGGGCAACUCGCCCGACGGUUCGCCCAGACCGGACAGACCUGGGCUGAGAAACAACGCCGGGCCGCGCGGCCCUGCGAGAGGCAGCCGGGAGCGGCUCCAGGACGGAAGAAGCCAGGGUGACGGGAGCUCCCCUGUGUGCAGCCAGCAGACUCCAGGGCAUUCUGCCUGCAGGCCCAGGACAGGCGGUGGAGCUGGAGCUGGAGCUGGGGCCGGUGCCGGCGCUGGUGCUGACUGGGGGCAUCAGAAGCACCUGAGCAAAGCUGGGAGCAAAGGAAGCACAAACAGUUUUGUAAGCACACCCUCGGUAUCAUCGUCGGGAUACAUCACCUUUCAUUCUGACUCUGUAGGCUCCACCACCUAAUAAGCAGGUUUUUUUAACAUUAUUGAUGACCUUAUUGUCAUACAACUGCAUUAUUAGUGGGAACGUUUUACAACAUGCAUACCCACAAUAAGUACCUGUUAUGCUAAAUGGAAUGGAAGCUUUAGACUUUGGUCUUUGAUUGGGCCUAAUGUUGAUUCAUUAUGUCGACUGGUGAAAAGGUCGAGGACACGUGUUUAGAUCUCUACUUUACCAGCAGCGACACUAAUCAACAUUCUGUUUUAUGGUGUGAGCAUUUCCACUCCUCGUUUUUGCUGUUUGAUGUUGUUUUUAUAUUUUAUUUUUCAGAGGAUGUAGUUGUUUGGGUGGUGUUUUCUCUUUCUUCAUUCCUUUACUGUUUUAUUUGGCCUAUAAUGGCUCUGUGUUUUAUUGUAUUGCUUUUCAAACCAAACCCUCCUGAAUACUGCUCUCAUGGAAUAUGAAACAUUACACAUACAUAUAUUUAUUUAAUUUAACCUAUAGAAAUCUCAAUCUACAAUAUUCACAACCAACAGAAACCUUUUUUUUCAAUUUCUUUCAAAAACCCCAUGUUGAAGUAAACUGAGAGUGGUAAUCCCAAACAUGCUGCCUAAUAGUUUUUCAGCUAAUGUGUGAGGUACUGAGAACACCCCUACAUUCUCAACAGAAAUGUGAAGUCAGUUUUUGAAGAUGAUUGACAUGUCAUGUAUAUAUAAAGGAUAUGAGGUGUAUGGUUUUGAUGUUUUCUGUUCAAUACCAUUGACAUUUUAAACAUUUUAUUCCAGUUUGAUUGUGUUAUGUUUGAGUUCUUCACAGCAGCAUCACACUGCUUUGAUUAUGAAGGACUGUGUAACAUCAGACGACCAGGGGUGCUUAAUCCUCGUCAACUGAGCAUGUCACCCUGACCUCACUUCUUAUUUGUUUAAAUACUGUGUUACGAAGCACCAGGCGUGGUUUCCCAAGUAGCCGCUAAGAGGAAAUGUGUUACAGAUGUGAAGUGGUCAAAGAAUUGAGCAAAACAGCCUUCAGUCUGACUAAAUGUAGCAUAACCAGGAACACGGCGUUGCACCAAAACCAAGAAACAUGCACAAAUGAGAAGCAUUGUGCGUGUGUGGAAAAAGAUAAUACUGCAUUAUUUUACAGUAAAAAUAGAACCACUUACUGUAAGUUCUACUCUCCAGGAAAAGAGCAAACAUCAUUCUGUUUUGUCCAAUGCACUGCAUUAAUGUCCUGGGACCAACACUUUAUAAAGCUUAAAUAGACGCUCUCCAGUAAAUCUACAAAAAAACCCACACACAUUGGAAUAUGAAAUUGAUUAUUUUAAAUCAUAGCCUUAACAGUCAAGGACAGCAGAGUAUUAUCAUCACAUUUCUAAACUAAUGAUCUCAAUAGAGAAAUUUGACCUUGAUCUGACAUUAGAAAGCAUAAAUGUUCUUGGUCAGGAAAGAUUUGGACAAUAAAGAGAACAUGACAGGACAAUAUUCAGCCGUAUCAGCUGUAAGACCAUUGUGCUACUAUUAAGUAAAGACAGGUAAGUGAAGUACUUUGCAUAUACAAUUUUAAUCUUUUGCAGCAAUUCUUUUGUGUCUUAUUGACUGUAGCCUACUCAGUUGGUCCCAUUAACUGAAAUGUACCAUUCUCUGACAGCAUAUCAUCCUUGUCAAACUUUGUCAUAGAAUUUUGCAUUUUGUUGUGUUAACAAUAUCAAAAUAUACUUUUGUAUCAUAUUAAAAGAGUUAUGACUCAUAUGAAUGAUGUUAAAUGUUAUGAUUUUCUUGUUGAGAUGAUGACUUUGUUAAAAGCAAUUUAACUGAUUAAAUUCACAGGAUGAUGCGUCA